UUUUUUAACGGAAGGAAAAGUGCUUUUUUUCUCACCUCUUCUGUUUGGAUUUCUUUUUGAACUUAUGAAAAAUGGCAACGGCAGCAUACGUGGAUCAUUUUGCAGCAGAAUGCCUUGUUUCUAUGUCGAGUCGUGCUAUUAUCCAUAGUCCCAAAGGGGAGACUGAUCCCCAGCCUGAUGCCACAAUGUGUCCUUCAUCGAAUGGAGAAGAGAAGUGGGAAGUUAGAGAGACCGGGAAGGACAAUGGAUCGUCACUGAUGGUGGUAGCCAGCAUUUUGGCAGAUCUGAACCAGCACGUCCCAAACUCACCCGCUCUCAAAAGGGAAAAAACAGAGACCUUUGAUAUCACAGAAAAAAUACACAUUUCUAUCGCUCCUAAGGAGUUUGGGGAAGAAAGUGUGUCUUCGGCUAGUAAGCGUGGAGGAGGAAAAGCAACCACACCUACUAGCCUGGCUGCAGUAACUGAGCCAAGCCCAAGACAAAAGAACAAACGCGGGAGAAGCUGGACUGACCCUGGAUCACCCCAGAAAAAGCACAAAUGCCACUAUGUGGGGUGUGAAAAAGUUUAUGGCAAAUCUUCCCAUCUUAAAGCUCAUCUAAGGACCCACACAGGUUAGUUGCAAUCCAGCCAGAGAUUUAUUUGUUACAGCUUGGUAAUUAAAAUGAAUGUUGGAAAAAACAAAAAACAAAACUUGUAUUUGGCCACCAUUAUGUUUUCACCUUUCAGAGCUCAAGCUAGGAAAAAACAACCAAAAAAAAGUCCUCUGGGAAUAAACCCUUACUGGGCAUAAACCCUACUGGGCAUUGGUUCAAAGCUAUGUUGCCCUUUUUAUUACUUAAUAUCACAGGGAACGGAGCAUUUGUCGUCUGUGUGGAUCCUACCAAGCUGUAAUUUUUAGUUGCUAGCUGCCUUCUUCAGUGCAUCUUCUACUUCCCUUUCCAAAGCUUCUUACCCUCCCCCACCUACUUUUUCUUGCCCUGUGCUCCCAUCGCUGCCUUUAUACUUGUUUAUUGCUUCCCAUACAAGCAUCAGUACCCUUAAUACUUUAAAAUUAAAUGUUCUAGAGGCA
Messenger RNA from Meleagris gallopavo (turkey), 1070 nucleotides. NCBI's taxonomy places the organism in Eukaryota, Metazoa, Chordata, Aves, Galliformes, Phasianidae. The record is from RefSeq and is a predicted model, not a curated record.